CGCCGAGGUGCUCAAUGCCCAGCCGGUCGCUGGCGAGGGCUCCUCUGGCUGGCCGGCAACAUGAGGUCGUGGCUUCCGCUGCUACUCCUGGCCGCGCUCUCGGCGGCGCUCCUGAGGCUCGGCAGCGCUGAGGGCGAUCCGCUACCUGCGUCGCUGAUCGACCUGGUGAGGAACUCUCCCGUCUCCUCGCUUGACGAACUGAAGCUACUGCUGCAGCGAGAGGCAGACGCAAUAGAAGACGAAGAUGAUCACAGCGUUCUGAUGAACCAAGCGCACGGCCGACACGUCAGAAGCAUCGUGGAGGCUGAGAUCGCCCAGCAGGCAGCAUGCAGAGUUCGGACCGAGGUGAUGGAGGUGACCAGGUCUAUGCUGGACCGCCGCAACGCUAACUUCAUGCCGUGGCCGCCCUGUGUGGAGGUGCAGAGAUGUUCGGGCUGCUGCAACACCAGGUUGCUGCAGUGCGUGCCGACGGUUACUUCCAGCAGAUACCUGCAGGUCAUAAAGAUCCAGUACAUCAACAGGAAGCCCCACUACGAAAAAGCCAUCAUCACGGUGGAGGACCACCUGGCGUGCAGGUGCCAGCCUUCCUCGCCCAACCCGCCGCCGCUUACCCCGCCGUCGCAGCCUCAAGCGCGGGCGGCCCACCCUGCUCCGCCCAAGUCCCAAGGCUCCAAAGCCGACUUGCACCGCAACGAUGACCUGAAGCGCAACCAGCGGCUCUACACCAGUGAGGAGCAGGAGACGGCGCCGAGGCAGUGGCCGCAGGGGGGAUACACGCAACUGGUGCACUGGACACAGCCCAGGCUGCACCAGCCGGUCAACAGCUGGCCGUCGGACGCACGGGCCGGGCAGGGUAGAGUGGGAAACCCACCGCAGGUUGGCCAGGGGAGCGGACACGAGGGCAGUCGCGAGGAAGGCGGCGAAUCGCAUCGUCAGCGGUUCCAAUCCCAGAGCUACAACUAUGGACAUUCCGAUCAUCGGAAUCUUAGGACGCAAUAUCGACUGAACGCCCCCCAGUCGGACGGCGCUCCGUCCCUCGGCUCGACCCCGUCGUCCCAAUCAGGGCAAAGGCCUGCCUCGAUUUUGCCCAUUUCCAUCGACCGCAAAGACUCUGUGCCCACCGGCGAGCCCGACACGGAGGCGACGCCGACGUACCCGGGGACGCAGGCCGAACAACCAAUAGGGAGUGGGAGGCCGGACAAUGACUCAGCCAAUCAGGGCGAGGCUAAGGACUUGACACUGGCCGAUGGCGGAGGUCAGCUAACGGAGGAGGAGAGGAGGAAGAAGGUUCUGGAGGUAGUUCAGGGGGAGCUAGACCGACCCGCACAUCUUCAUCCGCAACAUCCUCAGCAAAGACCAAAACCAGCGCUCGCCACGCCGGCCUCGCUCUCCAGCCGCCAGACUCCUUUCAGGCCGGCCUCUCCCCGUCGUAGAAGGAAACGCCGCAAGCGCAUCAGCAAGGCGGCCAUGAGAGACAUGAUCAUGUAGAGCUGAGAUGCAGGGAUUUGUUGAAGUAAUACCAAAGGCUGCGGGGCCACAAAAACCAGUUUCAGACGGUGGGUGGACGGACACACUGGACGCUACCAACGAGGGACCGGGACAAACACUGGACGUUGAGGACAGAUGUGGGUGGCCAUAAAAGCAAAAGCGAACUCCUUGAUGGCAGAGGAACUGUCACACUAAAACACUGGACAGACUUAAGGAAUGCUUGCCUGGUUUCUCCAACUUUUCAGACACACACACACACACACACGCGUUGUACUACUGCCACCUGACAUGGACCUCCAAAUACUACACGGACCAAUAUGAUCAUAUCGAAAGCAGUCUUAAAGACAUUGCUUUGAAGACAAACGCUGUGAGACAGUUACUAGCCCAACACCGCAUAUGUAUAAAUGCUUUUUUUUUUUUUUAAGUUCUUAAUUUAUUCAGAAAACAAAAUGGAGAACAUUCAAGUUCUCAAGUGUAAUUAAUAAUAUUAUUGUUACUUUUAUUGUUAUUGCUGUUUCAAGUCAAAGGAACUGAUGGUUGUGCACACUGUAACUGUAACGAAUGUUAUUUUUCAUAGAAAAUAAAAAAAAAGCUCAUCAGAUGAUAA
Molecule: messenger RNA, 2095 nt
Organism: Syngnathus acus (greater pipefish)
Lineage: Eukaryota; Metazoa; Chordata; Actinopteri; Syngnathiformes; Syngnathidae
Gene: pdgfba
Exons: 7
Coding region: 61-1488 (475 amino acids)
Biological process (GO): positive regulation of cell migration; positive regulation of protein autophosphorylation; positive regulation of MAP kinase activity
Cellular component (GO): membrane
Molecular function (GO): growth factor activity; platelet-derived growth factor receptor binding
Source: RefSeq, a predicted model, not a curated record